UACAAGUGGCUCCCCGUGUACGACGAAGAGGUUGUCAACGCCUACAGAGGGAAGAAGAGGAUGGAGGCUCCACCCCAUAUCUUCUCCGUCUCUGACAACGCCUUUCAGUUCAUGAUGAUUGAUAAGGAGAACCAGUCUGUCCUGAUUACUGGAGAAUCCGGUGCAGGAAAGACUGUCAACACCAAGCGUGUCAUCCAGUACUUCGCCACCAUUGCGGUAUCUGGUGCCAAGAAGGAAGUAGACCCCAGCAAAUGCAGGGGUCUCUUGAGGAUCAGAUCAUUGCAGCUAACCCUCUGCUGGAGUCUUACGGUAAUGCCAAGACAGUGAGGAACGACAACUCGUCUCGCUUUGGUAAAUUCAUCAGGAUUCACUUCCAAGCAGG
Molecule: messenger RNA, 382 nt
Organism: Oncorhynchus kisutch (coho salmon)
Lineage: Eukaryota; Metazoa; Chordata; Actinopteri; Salmoniformes; Salmonidae
Product: myosin-2-like
Exons: 5
Coding region: 61-327 (88 amino acids)
Biological process (GO): actin filament organization
Cellular component (GO): cytoplasm; actin cytoskeleton; membrane
Molecular function (GO): ATP binding; microfilament motor activity; actin filament binding
Source: RefSeq, a predicted model, not a curated record